This is a messenger RNA of Drosophila serrata, 882 nucleotides long. RefSeq lists its product as uncharacterized. The record is from RefSeq and is a predicted model, not a curated record. NCBI's taxonomy places the organism in Eukaryota, Metazoa, Arthropoda, Insecta, Diptera, Drosophilidae.
AUGACCAAACUGGGUGUUGUCUGUCUACUGGUGGCCAGCCUCUGUGUGGCCUUAACCUGUGCCGAGGUGCGUCCUCUGGGACUGCAGGGUCGCCAGCAGGUCCAAAAGGGAUUGCAACAGCAUCCUUACAUCUUCCUGACCAUACCCCAGGGUCGUGCCAAUGCUGGCACUGUGGUCCAGGGUUUUGAGAUUGUCGAGGAGUUGGAUGACGAAGAUUUGGAACAGGAUCAACACCACAAUGUUGGCCAGAACGAUGUUGAUGAUGAUGAAGAUGAUGAUGCGGACCACGAUGAUGAGGAGGAGUUGGAGCAUCAGCUGGGCCUGAACUUUGCUCGAAGCGGUCUUGGCCACAGGCGUCAGGAGCUGGCAGAGGAGGAGGAUGAUGAUGCCGAGCAGGACGAUGACCAGGAGCAACAGCAGCAGCAACAGCAACUCCUGCCCAAAAAGACCCAAAUGAUGGUGGCCCGGGAUCAGGCCGGUGCCAUUAUGGUUCCCGAUGGCAUCAUCGAAAUCGAGGGUCAGAGCGUCCUCGAUGAGAAGACCGGCAAGGCUGCUCUCCUCGUGCCCCGUGCCGCUCUCGAUGCCAUUCCUGAUGGCGCCGUUGUGGCCUUGAUGGAGCGCUCUGCCAGCGGUAAUUCCGAUUCCGAUGAGAUCGAGGAGGAACGCGCCAAUCGUGUUGUGGUUCGACGUCGCAAGAACAAUGGCCGCCGCAACAUCCGGCGAAGGGGCACGAACCCACGUCGUCGUCGUCGUCGUCCCGUCCAGAGACGUCGUCGUGGCGGCAACCGUCGACGCAACGUCCGUGUCAUCCGUCCCAGCGGUGGCAACCGUCGCCGAGGUGGCAACCAGAGGCGCCGUGGCCAGGUUGUCUACCAGGGUUAG